AUGAUCCUAUGGAACACAUUCCUGACAUACUCCACCUACUCCUCUGCCCACCUUAUCCCCUCUGCCCCCUCUCCCCCUCUCCCCUCCUCAACCUCACCCCCUACACGAAAACAGGCCUCUGCACUCAGGAGUAAGGAACUCAUUGAAGUGGAGAGCGACGUCGUCUUUGAACUGGCCUCUUACAUUUUACAAGAGGCUAAAGGAGACUUCACCAGUAAUGAUGCAACACGAGCAGACCUGAAGAAGCUGCCCGCGCUGCCCACCCAGGCCCUAAAGGAGCACCCCUCUCUGGCAUACUGUGAGGACCGGGUCAUCGAGCAUUAUAAGAAGCUGAGUGGACAGUCCAGGGGGCAGGCCAUAGUAAAUUACAUGAGCAUCGUGGAGUCUCUGCCCACAUAUGGAGUGCAUUACUAUGCCGUAAAGGACAAACAGGGGAUCCCAUGGUGGCUGGGGCUAAGCUACAAGGGCAUCUUCCAGUAUGACUAUCAAGACAAAGUCAAACCCAGGAAGGUGUUCCAAUGGCGACAGCUGGAGAAUCUCUACUUCAGAGAAAAGAAGUUCUCGGUGGAAGUUCAUGACCCAAGGAGCCGUGCGUCGGUGACCCGCAGGACGUUCGGCCACAGUGGCAUCGCGGUGCACACGUGGUACGCCUGCCCUGCCCUCAUCAAGUCCAUCUGGGCCAUGGCCAUCAGCCAGCACCAGUUCUACCUGGACCGCAAGCAGAGCAAGUCUAAAAUCCACGCAGCACGUAGUUUAAGUGAAAUUGCCAUAGACCUCACAGAAACCGGAACCCUGAAGACCUCCAAACUGGCCAACAUGGGCAGCAAAGGCAAGAUCAUCAGCGGCAGCAGUGGCAGCCUGCUCUCCUCAGGCUCCCAGGAGUCGGACAGCUCGCAGACGGCUAAGAAAGACAUGCUGGCUGCGCUGAGGGCCCGACAGGAGGCCCUGGAGGAAACUCUGAAGAAGAGAAUAGAGGAGCUCAAAAACAUCUGCAUCCGGGAGGCGGAGCUGACGGGGAAGCUGCCUAAAGAGUACCCCCUGGAUCCCGGAGAGGAGGCCCCCACCAUCCACCGGAAGAUCGGGACGGCCUACAAACUGGACGAGCAGAAGAUCCUCCCUAAAGUAGAGGAGGAGGAGCUGGAGCGCCUGGAGAGGGAGUUUGCCAUCCAGUCUCAGAUCACAGAGGCGGCACGGCGCUUGGCCAGCGACCCCCACGUCAGCAGUAAGAAGCUGAAGAAGCAGAGGAAGACGUCGUACCUGAACGCUCUCAAGAAGCUGCAGGAGAUCGAGAACUCCAUCAAUGAGCACAGGGUCCGCUCGGGAAAGAAGCCCACGCAGAGGGCCUCGCUCAUCAUCGAGGAAGCCAACAUCGGCUCAGAGGACAGCUCUUUAUCGGACGCUCUCGUCCUGGAUGAUGAUGACCCUCACGUCACCAGUACCCCGAACUUCUCCCCGCUGGCCUCUCCGCACAAGGGCCUGCCUCCGCGGCCGCCCUCCCACAGCCGGCCCCCUCCUCCCCAGUCCCUGGACGGCCUCAGGCACCUGCACUACAACCGGCCCGACUACGACAAGUCCCCCAUCAAGCCCAAGAUGUGGAGCGAGUCGUCCCUGGAUGAGCCCUACGAGAAGAUCAAGAAGCGCUCCUCACACUCCAGUCACAGGCGGUUCCCCAGCUCUGGCAGUGCAGAUGCAGGGAGCAGCAGCUCUCUGCAGAGCAGCCCAGUUAGAGCCCUGCCUAUCUGGAACUGUCAGUCCAGCACCCCCUCCACCCCCGACAUGAAAGCACGGACCCCCCAUUAUGUACAUUCCACAAGGUCCGUGGACAUCAGCCCCACUCGUCUGCACAGCCUGGCUCAGCACUUUAGAAACCGCAGCUCCAGCCUUGAGUCACAGGGAAAACUCCUCACCUCGGACAAUGAGGGCCACCCGCACACCCUGGGGAGCCCCGACUUCUUCCUGGGACCUCCUCGCACCUCCAACGGCUCAGACCCACUGGACGACUGCUCCUCCUGCACUAGCCAGAGCAGCUCCGAGCACUACUACCCCGCAGGACCACUGGGGCCUGCAGGGAACCCCAACUACUCCACCCUGGGAGAGGACUCCCCGUCUAAGGCCCGGCAGAGGCAGAGGCAAAGGCACAGGUCUGCUGGUCAACUGGGCUCGUCCAACUCCGGCUCCAUGCCCAACCUGGCGGCUAAGAAUGGCACAGGAGGCUCAGGAGGAGGGGUCUCAGGCGGCGGGCACCACGGGGUGUACCUGCACAGCCAGAGCCAGCCCUCCUCUCAGUACCGCAUCAAGGAGUACCCUCUGUACGUGGAGGGCAGCCCCACGCCUGUGGUGGUGCGCAGCCUGGAGAGCGACCAGGAGGGCCACUACAGCGUCAAGGCCCAGUUCAAGACGUCCAGCUCCUACACGGCCGGAGGACUGUACAAAGAGGCCUGGGGCGCGGACGAGGGGGGAGAAGGGGGCCGCCUCACCCCCUCACGCUCACAGAUCGUACGGACUCCAUCGUUAGGGAGGGAGGGAGGGGGCAGCAGGGCGGCUGUGUCCGAGGAGCUGAGGUGCUGGUACCAGAGGUCCUCAGGCAGUCUGAAGGAGAGGAGCCACUCACACUCCUCUGAGCACAGCACCCCGGGGGGCCGAGGGGGCCGGGUGGGCUCCCUCGCCAAGGGCUCUCCAGUGGCGUCCCCUCACAGCCAGCGAAGUCUGACCCCGUCCAGUGAGCAUGCAGCCACCCCCACACCCCCCUGUAGCCCCCAGCACAUCCUCAACUGGCAGAGCGGGUCGCUGGACUGCUGUUUCGUCGGCAGCCCCCUGUGCUCCGAGCUGGCAGACGUGCAGUGGUACGGACGCGACAAGGCCAAACCCGGGACCCUGGUCUGA
Messenger RNA from Knipowitschia caucasica, 2883 nucleotides. NCBI's taxonomy places the organism in Eukaryota, Metazoa, Chordata, Actinopteri, Gobiiformes, Gobiidae. The record is from the annotation of a GenBank genome assembly.